Molecule: messenger RNA, 2547 nt
Organism: Apis dorsata (giant honeybee)
Lineage: Eukaryota; Metazoa; Arthropoda; Insecta; Hymenoptera; Apidae
Exons: 4
Coding region: 326-1771 (481 amino acids)
Cellular component (GO): membrane
Source: RefSeq, a predicted model, not a curated record
AGGAAACGCGGAGGAGGAAGAAGAGAGAAAACAGAGAUAUAUAGAACCUCUCCGGAUUGGCCGAGAAGUUACAAUAGACCGCUACCACUGUCGGGGAGUUCGCGUGACACGCGCCGUUUCUCACUCUGCACAUUUGCUCGUCCACCUCGACGCGGAGGAAGCUCUCCCGAUCUCGAUAAACACACACGCGCACACACAAACACACACACACAUAUACACACGCGCGCGCACACAUACACACACACACGCUUCCCGCUUCCAUUCUCCACCAGGACGGUAUAAUCCUUAACGACGAGGACACGCGUACCAGGGAGGCACCGAUAGUAUGACGGUGAUGCUGCUGCAACGUUCAGUCACCCCGCAGUCGACGCACAGCCAAAAGACAGCGAACAAGGACUGCAACGCGAAGCCACCCUUCUUAUUCCUGCUCGACGACUGUCAAGAGCACAGCCACUCCAUUGACACUACCAUCACCACCACGACAACCAACAACAACAAUAACAACAAUAACAACAACAACAACAUUAACAUUAACAAUAACAAUAACAAUAACAAUAAGAACGACGACAUACUUAAAGGAGGUAGCAGAAGAGACAGUAAUCGUUCGUGCGCCGCCGACGAGGCGGCGGCGUCGGUGACGUCCCAAAGACGCGCCGAGGGUGGCCAGGACGUCGCGAUGCGAUAUUACCGGCUCUGGAUCUACACCUGUAACUUGGUGCUGCUCGGUAGCGCGCUAGGCUUCGCAGCCGCGGUCUCACGAACGCUUUUAUUCACCGGUGAUCCACGCCGGUACGUGGUGCCCGGGGUGCCCCGUGCAUACGACCCGACAGCCCUCUACGCUUACCUGGCGUUGGCCACGCAGUUGGGCCUGGUGCAAUUGUUGGGUUGCAUAGCGGCGAGGAGAUUGAGCGCAAGACUUCUCAACGCCUAUUGGGUCCUGCUUCUGGCGCUUCUUUUCGGCGACGCCGUGAUCGGGGUCGCUUGGGUCUUCCGGUUUGAGAGGAUGCGCGCCGAGCUCAGGCCUACUCUCAGGCAACGAUUGCAGAUGGAGUACGGGAAGGAUCUACGAUUCAGCGAGCAAUGGGACCGUUUGCAGAAGGAGUUCACCUGCUGCGGUGUGACCGGCCCUAAGGAUUUCGGUAACCGAUGGCCGCUCACCUGUUGCGGACCAUCUGGCAACGUUAGCGACAGUUGUCAACCGUAUACGAAAGGAUGCGAGGAAUCGUUGAUACGAUGGCUACGAAAAACUGCUGACUUGCUGUUCGUGUUGGGCUUCUGCGUGAUAGCGUUCGCCAAAUUGUGUUUCCUCGGUAUACUGCGUUACGAGAUAAGGGAGAUGAUACAGAAGAUACGAUUGUUAAGGGAGCCACCGCCGCCGGCGACCACCCUCGCGCAACCACCGUUCUCUCAAGUGAUACCGGAAGCGACCAACAACGGGAGCAUCGUUCGACGCACCACUCUGCCUAACGCUGUCACCCCUUCCGGAAACGCAUCGUUGUUGAUUCAAACGGAGGAAUGCAACACCGGAAGGCAUCCUCUGUUGGCGAACAAUUUGCAGGAUGGUGGGGCGGACAGCGACACGAACAGUCAUUGCGCGUUGAUCCUCGAGGAAACAACGCCUACCUCGGCGAAUCAUAAUUGCGGUAACAGAGAGAAAAGCAAUGGCAACAACAAUUACGAAAUGCGAGAAUUCAACAGGAGGCUGUGGUUGUCGAACGGUGGCAGCCCGGGCACGGGUAUAACAGCCGGUGGUCAAAGCAGGCGCACCUGACUAUGGAAGUGGUGGCGAAACACGUCGAACCGUCUCCUCUACAGGAGCAAUCGGUCUGCCGAGAUCACCGUGUAUAAGAUAGGUCCACAAACCGGAGCUAAGGUUUCUAAAGAUUCUACUGACCUCACGAGUACACCAGCCCACAAUAAGCGAAUAACGUUCAAAGUUUUGCGCGUUGCAAGAAAAAUGUAUCGUUAAUCCUCGUAUAUUAUCGAAUAAAAUAAGCUCUGAAUCCUGUUAGUUGACGAUAGAAAUUUAUUUACAAAAUGAAACUGUUUCAAUCAAGGCUAGUUUAGACUAGUGUAUAAUUUUAUCAGCUUCGUUUCUUCGAAGUCACCAUGUAUUAAGUGGAAUUCACUAAAUAAAUGAGAUUUUAAAGAUACAUUUUUCUCGUGACAUCAUACAUAGUGCAAAGUCUGCAUGAUAAUGCUAUUCGAAGUGCUGAUGAACAAAAUAAAUUUCUUUUUGCGUAACGACACAUAACGGACGAUGAAGCGAGAAUCGACAUGAACAAAUUGCAAAGAAGAACGAACCAAGAAAUCAAUGGGAUAAAACAAAAAAAAAAAAGAAAAAGAAAAAGAAAAAAAACAAACAAAAAUUAUGGAAAAGAGAAAAAAAGUGAAAAAACAGAAGUGCGUCGAAAUUACAAAAAGGAAAGAGGAAGGCCUGUGAAUGCCUUUCGGUAUCCUUUCGAUUCUCUUUCUACGCGUAUUCUUUACAUGUCUUUCCGUCCUCGCAUGGUCGGUGAACAAAGAAAAAAAGAAAGAAGAAGAAAA